AUGCUAGUUGUGAACGAAACUUAUGUCGACGAUUGGAUAAAUGAACUUCAUUUCCUGAGUGAAGAAAUUCGAGUUCGAAAAUUCAUAUUGAUACUGACAACAAGCCCCGAAAAUUUACAUCCUGUUUUUGAGUUCUUUGCAGAAGAGAAAUUCACAAGGAUUUUCGGAUCAACAGGGGCUAAAUUGUAUGCCUUUUAUCCCUAUGCACCUAAUUCAAUUCAAGAAGUUCUUCCUGCACAACCAGUUCCACAUGCACUUAGAAAUUUAAAUGGUUUAAAAUUUCGAAGUGCAUUCAACCAGGAUAUCCCAAAAGUUUACAGAUAUUUCGACGAAUAUGGCCAAGAGAAAAUUGGAGGCUAUAUAGCAAGACUAUUCAAAAACUUUUUGCAACGUCACAACGCCACUGUGACCCAGGUAAAAAUCAAAGAUUUAAAAACCAAUCACAUAAAUACAAUCGUUCAAGCAACGCUAAGCAACGAAAUCGAUAUAAGCUUGAACACCUACAGCCCGGUCAGGAGACUUGAAAGUAGUUAUCCUUUUUAUCUGCUGAACUGGGUGAUUUUGGUACCAGCGAACAGGCGUCUAGACUCGAAUGAGUAUUUUUUGAGACCAUUUUCGCCAACAGUUUGGUUGUGCUUCGCUUUGACCUUCAUCUAUUUGAUUUCUGUAAAUGUCCUGAGGAAUAUUUUCAGUGGCAGACCUGCCAACAUUUGGCAGUGCUUUAGCGAACUAUAUCUGACCAUGCUGAAUAUGCCCACAGAGAGACCCAUAAACCGUGGAUAUCUAAUUCAAAUCCAGAUUGAAAUAUUUGCAUUUAUACUGAUUAAUGUUUAUUUGGUUUAUUUGACAUCGUUUUUGACAAUUUUUAUAAAAAUCCAUCAAUAUCGAACUAUUGGGGAACUGAUUGAAAAUAAUUUUCCUGUUUUGUUAAUUUUUUACGAGUGGCAUACAAUCUCAACUUCGGAUAAACAUCCAACUAAUUUUGAAAAAAUCGUAAGACUUGUUGACUAUCAGACUUUCAUAAAUGAAGCUUAUUCAUCAACGAAUAACAGUCAUGGUUUGGCUAUAGGAUCAGAUGUAGCAUCAUUUCUAAUGGAAUAUCAAAAAACUAAGCGUGUUGUUGAAGGAAGCCUAGAAUGUUACCAUUUGGGCUUUCUAUUGCUUAGGAAUUCACCGUUUUUGGAAAUCCUGAAUAUUUUUAUUAUUGAUGUUAUGCAAACGGGCUUGAUAGACAAAUGGCAAUAUGAUGUUCGAGCUGAAGUAACGAAGCUUCGUUUGAUUAAUAAGACCAGAGUGGGAAUGGAUGGAGAUAAACUACUUCCAUUGACAUUGUAUCAUUUGAAAUUUGCUUGGAUAUGUUUGAGUUGUGGCUUAAUUUUAGCUGCGCUGGUUUUUGCUUGUGAACAUUUGAUAACGACAGUUUUACUAAAAUUUCGAUAUAUUCAAUAA
Molecule: messenger RNA, 1449 nt
Organism: Eupeodes corollae
Lineage: Eukaryota; Metazoa; Arthropoda; Insecta; Diptera; Syrphidae
Exons: 1
Coding region: 1-1449 (482 amino acids)
Source: RefSeq, a predicted model, not a curated record